Jatropha curcas is the source of this 1585-nucleotide messenger RNA. It is a transcript of the gene MBD02, whose product is annotated as methyl-CPG-binding domain protein 02. NCBI's taxonomy places the organism in Eukaryota, Viridiplantae, Streptophyta, Magnoliopsida, Malpighiales, Euphorbiaceae. Gene Ontology annotation, molecular function: zinc ion binding; DNA binding. The record is from RefSeq and is a predicted model, not a curated record.
UGGGAUUAGUUCCUUCUGUUCAUGAUCAUCUGUUAACGCCCAACGGAUUCUCUCUCUUCUCAACUUGUUUUCUUUCUUAUCGAGGAGAACGAAGCAGCAGGGAGAGAACCUACGAAAUACGAAGAGACGUUCGAACGAUUGUGACCAUACGAUCCAAAGCAUAUAUUAUCCUUCGGUUACAAUCUAACGGCUCUGUUUUUAUGACUCUCUUUACCAUCGCUGUUAUGGGGCCAUCUGUGGGAAUAUAGAAUAAAGUAACUCCCAAGUGCUAGUUGGAAAUCAGAUUAUCUUGGUUCGAGUGAAGAGAUCAUGGUUUUGCUUUUAUAGAUAUAAAUAGAGAGGUGGUUGAGAUCUAUCCAGAUGCAGUCACAUACUGGAAAUGCUUCCCUUACGGUGAAAAAGGAACCAAAUGACUACACUGGUUCAAGUUUUGCUGGUCAUCAAGAUAGCAAUAUUCAGGAGCCUAUAGAAGUUUCUUCAUCGUCUGGGGAAAACGACUCUCAUGAAACAGAGGAUACAGAUGAGCAGUCUCUUGAAAAUUCCUCAAAGCAGUUGGUACUUUAUGAUCCUGCUGCUAAUGGUACUGGUGAAAUAGAACCUCUGCCUAAACCAAUCCGGUUCCGGCCUCCUCGGUUUGGAAGACGCUCAGGUUUUAAAAUGCCUUCUAGAGUUUUGCCAUCUGUAGGGGCAUUUACUGUCCAGUGUGCCAACUGUUUUAAAUGGAGGCUCAUUCCAUCAAAGGAAAAGUAUGAAGAAAUACGUGAACAUAUUCUAGAGCAGCCUUUUUAUUGUGAAACAGCUCGUGAAUGGCGGCCUGAUAUAUCAUGUGAUGAUCCACCUGAUAUUUCUCAAGAUGGAAGCCGGCUAUGGGCAAUUGAUAAACCUAAUAUUGCUCAGCCCCCUCGUGGCUGGCAACGACUGUUACGAAUUAGAGGUGAAGGAAGUACCAAAUUUGCAGACGUGUACUAUGAAUCACCAUCAGGCAAGAGACUUCGCUCCAUGGUAGAGGUCCAAAAGUACUUGAUGGAACAUCCCGAGUAUUUGCAAGAUGGUGUAACUCUUUCACAAUUUUCAUUUCAAAUCCCAAAACCUUUGCAGGAAAACUAUGUGAGAAAGCGCCCUCGUCUAGCAUCUUCAUGUGAUGAUACUAGACCUCUUGAGCCUAGUGAAGUGAAUCCCCUUGCAUGGAUGGGUCCGAAUGAUUGUACAGAUUUGCAGCUUGGUAGGCCAGCACUUCCGCCUCCGUCAUCCUUUCAGGCCUCUCUUUCUGAUCCAUUUGAUCGAUCAGUAAAGAAACAAGCAUGGAGAACACCUUCGUAACAUAUGUACAGCAAGAAUAUUAUUACGCAAUAUCCUUUUUGGCAACUGCAUUUUGUAUUUUGCUCUCCGCUUUUGCUCCAUUGGAUUUUUUUUUUAUUUUUUAUCAAAGGCUCUCUGUUCCUUACCAGCCUUUGCAUAUUAAAGAGGGGAAAUGGUGGGAAGGAAAGAAUGCAAUGGAUAUAUGUUUAACAAUUGCAAAAUGUGAAAAAACAAAACCUAUAUCUGAGAAAAUCCAAUUUUAUUAAUUCAUUUCGGACAGAGAAAA